Erythranthe guttata (spotted monkey flower) is the source of this 356-nucleotide messenger RNA. The record is from RefSeq and is a predicted model, not a curated record. Lineage: Eukaryota; Viridiplantae; Streptophyta; Magnoliopsida; Lamiales; Phrymaceae.
UCAAUAAGAAAAAAUCUCAAAGCUAAUUAAUUAAUUAAUUUUCACCAUGGCUAGUACAAGAAUUGCUGCUUUCCUGCUGCUCCUGCUUCUCUUCAUUUCUGAAACUGCAUGGGCGGUGAAGGAGGUGGGAACUGUAGAGGAUGAAAAGAAAGUGUGCAAGUACAAGAGCAAGAAAUUCUGGGGAGUUUGUCUGAGUGAUAUCCGGUGUACUGAUGUGUGCAAGCGCGAGGGUUUCCAAGGCGGCGAUUGUCAGGGGAUUCGCCGGAGAUGCUUGUGCUACAACCGCUGCUGAUCGGCCGCCGCGGCAUCAUCAUGUGUGAUAUAUAUGUAUGUAUAUUAUGUAUGUAUGUAUGUAU